UUGCGCAUGCGCUAAUUGAACAAUAUUGAAAAAGGCUUUCACUAAAUUAGAUCGCCAUUUGGUGUGCGCAAAAAGGAGUCAGAUGGCAGACUGUUUGACGCUCCUGCGACAGUAUAACCUGCAGAAGAAGGAGAUAGUGGAACGAGAUGGCCUAAUCAUAUUCGACCAGACUGCUUGGCCCGGGAACGCCAAGACCAACUACCUCUCCUACAGGUCUGGGCAGGCGGGUCUGAAGGAGUACUACACUCUAGAGUCUCUGCUGUUUCUCCUGAAGAAUGUCAGUCUCUCUCACCCAAGCUACGUUGCCAGGGCUGGGGCGCAAAACAUUCCAGUCAUCAAGUUUCCCGACAGACGAGAUCUGCUGAAGUAUCUAAAUGGAGAGCUGGACACAUCUCCCAGUAUUGAUAAGAGCGUUCACCUGGAGAUGGGCAUGCCGGCCCCAGCUCCCAAGAGGACCAAUGAAGAGGCUCAGCCAGAAGCAGCCAAGAAACCUCGUAUCGAGAGUGAAGCUGACAAGCAAAGACUAGCGAAGAAGUUGGAAGCGAAGGGGAAAGGGGGAGCCAUCACUGACCAGGUCCACUCUCUGAGUGACGCCAUCUCAAGAGAAAAGAUCGCUGCAUUCAAGGCCAAACGUCUGGCGAAGAAGAGAGCCACCAUUAAGCCAGGGGACGAUCUUGCUGGUGGCCCUGAUCGCAUGUUCAUAAACGAUGCGACGAAGGAGAUAAUGUCGAAAGAGAGAGUUCACAGAACAAGAUCAUCCGCCCUCCAGAGCACCGGAAAGGACUUCUCCAACAUCUUCAGUUUGCUGCAGUCGGUGAAGGCUAGAGACGAGGGGAGAGGGGGAGAGGUGGGGGGAGGGGGUGGAGGGAAACAGCCGGUCCCUGAGGAGCCACGACAACCACAGACACAGGCUCCGCCCACUCACGGGUACAGCCGAUAUGGGCAGGAGAAAUUCCGUGGUCAAGAAGAGACUGGGGAGUUCAAGAUUGACACACCAGCACGUACCACGGACUGACUCUCAAGAGCGUGACUGAGGCAGUUUCAAAGCCCAAGCCAAUGCUCCAAUCAAAAAAGACCCAGAUGCAGAGUAUGACAUUAUAGUGUGUAGCAUACCAGCCAUAGAGAGAGGAUAGAUAGAUAGAGACGUGAGACUUUCUCUACUUUUUUGGCUAAAUUUUUUGUACCUCUCGAAUUGCUUUAGAGCCUGUCCAGCAAGAUGUUGCCAAACCAGCCAGAAGAGACCACCGCUCCCGGACGCCCAUUAUCAUAGUACCAUCAGCCACGACCUCCCUCAUCACAAUGUUAAACGUAAAGACACUACUUGAGGAAUACAAGUUUUUGCCGUCGGAGGAGAUGAAGAGGUUGGGGGUUAAACGGCAGAUGGACAUGGUGAUUCAGCGAAGGAAGCCACACCCCACCCAGCCCGGACAGACAGUCUCCAUUCCAUACCGCGUCACUGACAGCCCCAUGAGACUCAAACCUCCAGAAUGGAAGCAGGUGGUGGCGGUGUUUGUGUCUGGACCAGCCUGGCAGUUCAAGGGCUGGCCGGGACUCACCAGCGACGGCUCCCCUGUCAACAUCUUCUCAAAAAUAAAGGCGUUUCACUUGAGGUUCGAGGAGAGUCGAAUGGACCCUAACAUCCAGAAAUGGGACGUUCACCUCGUUCAAAUCAGUCAGAACAGACGGCACUUGGACAAGCAGUCUGUCAUGAGGUACUGGGAGACACUGGACAGGUCAGAGCAUGAAAGAACAUGCUUUGUUGUAUCAAGGCAGAACAUUUCGAAGCAAGUUUAGAGCACCGCAAGCAUAGAAUGUUGGUCUUGACCCUUUGGACGCUAUAGGUUAUAUCUCCGUAAAUAAGCAGAAAUUGAUGUACAUAUAACAUAAUUAUUAACACCUAGUAUUAUACAUAUAUAGCCCCCCAGUAAUGGACUUAUGGAGGCUCUGGACACAUUUAUGUGUCAGUGGCUGGUUAUAAUGAGUUGCAGUGAAAAACCUGCCGAAAUAAGCACUAUAUAGGUGAUGUGUUGUGUAACAUGUACUUCAGACCAAUUCAUAUCCACUGUAUAUAUUAUAUAUACAUACCACCCUCUUUAGGUUUAUCUCACAGCAUCAGUUGGACCUCAGAUACUAAAUCUCUUGCUCCUAUUCCUCUCUCUCUCUCCCACUCACUCACAUU
This is a messenger RNA of Geodia barretti, 2179 nucleotides long. Lineage: Eukaryota; Metazoa; Porifera; Demospongiae; Tetractinellida; Geodiidae. The record is from the annotation of a GenBank genome assembly.